AUGUUUCACUUUGGUAAAUGCAGUACUCUUGGGGGUCUUCCGGGCGACACUGGCCCACAAGGUCCCGCUGGUGAAGCCGGACCUCCUGGCUUCGAAGGUCCUCGAGGUCGCAAGGGUGUCCCUGGUCCUCCUGGUCCCAAAGGACGCAGGGGUCCGAAGGGUGAACCAGGAGACGCGGGUGGCCUACUCCAAGGUAGACGUGGUGAUGAUGGUGACGACGGUGAACCCGGUUUACCAGGUUUGGCUGGACCUAAGGGACAGCCGGGCAGGCAAGGUGACCCCGGUCCCCCUGGUGAGCCAGGACAGCAAGGCCUCCAAGGCGAGAAGGGAGAGAAAGGACCAGACGGUGAACCCGGCGAUCAGGGUCCCGACGGUCCUGCAGGUUAUCCCGGAAUCCAAGGCGAGAAAGGUGUUCGC
Molecule: messenger RNA, 417 nt
Organism: Dibothriocephalus latus
Lineage: Eukaryota; Metazoa; Platyhelminthes; Cestoda; Diphyllobothriidea; Diphyllobothriidae
Source: the annotation of a GenBank genome assembly